Trypanosoma rangeli is the source of this 1284-nucleotide messenger RNA. Its product is annotated as transferase. The transcript has a single exon. Lineage: Eukaryota; Euglenozoa; Kinetoplastea; Trypanosomatida; Trypanosomatidae. The record is from RefSeq and is a predicted model, not a curated record. Bases 1 to 1284 code for a protein of 427 amino acids.
AUGCGCUCUGCACUCAGCUCUUCCUCCUCGGAUGCCCAGGUGGAGGUUGUGGCGGCGGCAGGACGGCACCGCAUGGUUACACGCGCCCUCAUAAAAGGAAGAAGUCCUCUAGGGCAGCUGGACGGGCCUGUCGGUGGUGUGCUGCGAUGCAUUUGCACUGCGUACCUCGUCUCCACGCAGGAGACGCUGUUGGAGUGUCAUCGCUGCCGGAAUUGGUGUCACCCUGCCUGUGUAGGUGUCGACCACGCAGAGUUGCGGCGGUACCAGGUAGAAAACAGUUUUGUGUGUCCUUUCUGUACAGGGAUGCAUAAGCGUCUGCGUCGUGAGUCUCAGUCACCUGCCCCACGACAACCGCCUCUGCGUCUUCGCGAGGUUCCAGAUCGUCUGCCGUUUGGAUCUGUCAUGCAGCUGCGUCAUCUACUAAGGAUUGCCACGCGGGCUGCCCAUGAGGCUGGCUUUGUGGUAGUCGACCUUCCCGUGAUGCUGCUCACCGCCACCAUGGAGAAGGAGUGUCUGGAGUGCUGCGAGGAGGCCAUUAAGGAGGCCACCUUUUCCGACCAGUACCCGGCCUACUGCCUGAAGGAGGUGCGGGAACGGACUCACCCAUACGUGCAAGGGACGUUGCUCCGCUGCACACAAACUGGGCGUGUUGUAUCUAUGGUUCUAUCAAAUGGAAUGGACGUGUACGGAAACCUGCGGCAUACAAUCACACAGUUAAAAAGCGGUAUCAACAGAGGACUUAUUGAUAGGAGGCAUCAGACAGCGUUUAUGGCAUCCUGUGCAAAAUUAACUGACAUCUCGGACUUUGUCCACAUUACGUUAAGUGCGACACAUAGAGACUACCAACGAAGGGGGCUUGCACGAAUUCUGAUGGUGAUAGAUCUACUAAAAUGGGCACUACGGGGUCGCACGCGCGCCUACUUGAAUAUGGCGCUGGAAAAACGCGUUGUCGACAGCGGGACACGUUUGGAGUGUGUAGCAUCGCCGGCUUCCCGACGGUUGUAUGAGUCCUUUGGCUUCAGGGACGUCUACCCGCGUUUUGAUCGCGAGACGGAUGAGGCGCGUUGGACUCCAAAAGAGGUGGAUAUGGGUCGUGUGAUGGCGCAUAUGAACUUUGUGGAGGAUGUGGUCCAAAUUGCGAUGCGGUACGAAGCAGAUGGUGCCAAGGCGGAUGCUCGCCACGGCAGAGCGACGGCUGUUACCGGGACACGUAUCAGGGCAACUUCCUCGCCAUCUCCACCUGCGGUGAAAAAACGUCUCUCGUUGCUUGCGAAGCGAGGUUGA